GUGAUCCAUGGCAACAGCGGAGUCUUCAGCAGUGCAGCGAACUGACAGUCUCUCGUUCACACAGUUCUCUCACCGAAACGGCUCAUUCAGUUUUCUCUAGAAACGCGUCUUCUCCUUCGCCUCUCAUGAAAGGUUAGUCCACGAUUUUCGAGGACUUUUUGAGCAGAGAAGUGGUUGAGAAGAGUUAUUAACAGAGUAAGUCAGAGUACUGAGGAAUGCGAAGAGCUCUCAUCAGUGAAACGGCUGAGACACACAGAUCACGGCACCUCCACCACCAUCAGCUGUUGUAGCGCCGAUGCUCCGUGCGCUGUAUUCUGCCGGGUGAUGGAAAGCACACCACUGCUCUUUGACAUUGCAAGGCUUCUUUUCCUGAUGUAUGCUGGCGUAAGACUAAAUACAUUGAUCACCACAUCGAUCUCCAAAUAGAUCGAUGUACGCCAAUGCUCUUUGUAUGUGAGAACUUCACCUGCAGCGUUAGCGAAGACACUCAGCAGAGGAAGCAUUCACGCUGCUGCCAGCCGCCGGUUCGCCCAGGUGUCUUGGUUGGAGGGUAGCGGCAUUUACGCAUAAUUUAUUUUCUAAUAAAAAAAUAACAAGCUUCUGUAAAUUCCGUGAAGAUGGCGACUGGGACGGGUUGGCAGCAGUAUUACAGCACAGCCAGCGGCUCUUCCACAGGAGCGGGGAAAUAUAAUUCCGGAGCCACAUCAGCCAUGUCUUUCCAACCGGCACUGAGCUUGGAGUACAGCCAGGAUCUGCACCUCAAAAUGAGCAAGAAGAUCGCGCAGCUGACCAAGGUGAUCUAUGCACUUAACACAAAAAAUGACGAGCAUGAAGCAGCCAUUCAAACUCUGAAAGAGGCCCAUGAGGAAGAGGUACAGCAGAUUUUAUCAGAGACCAGAGAGAAAAUCCUGCAAUAUAAAAGUAAGAUCAGUGAUGAGGUGGAUCUCAGGAGGCGCAUCCAGUCCCUUGAAGAGUCUGUAGAGUUGCACGAACGCAUGAAACGGCAAGCUCUAACCGAGUUUGAGACCUACCGGCAGCGAGUAGAAGACAUGCAGCUGUGCACUGAGGCCCAGCACACCCAGCGAGUGGUCACCAUGUCUAGGGAGGUGGAGGAGAUGCGUCGUAGCUUUGAAGAGAAGCUGCGUUCUUUUAGCCAAGUCCAUGCCCAGUCUGAGCAAGACAAGAGGGUAGCCGUGGAAGAAUUACGUGUCACACACCAACAAGAAAUUCAGGAUAUGCUACGGAGUCACCAAACCCAGAAUGCCAGUUUCAAUAAAGACCAAGAAAAACUUAGUCAGUUCCACAAAGCUGAGGUGGAUGCUCUUAACGAAAGAGUAGAGGAGCUGAAAGUUGAGAAAAUGAAGCUGGUGGAGGAGUACGAAGCCAAGUUGAGUAAAGCCCAAGUCUUCUAUGAGCGGGAACUGGAGGCCAUGAAGAGAACGCAGCAGCUAACAGCAGAAAACCUGCUUGCCUGGAAGAAAACAGAGGCUGAGCUGAGGAAAGAGUUUCACUCUCAAGAGGCAGCGUUGCAGAAAACAUUGGGCAAACUCCGGACAGAAUUACAGCAAGUUCAGGAAGAAGCUCAUGAGUUCAAGGAGAAAUCCCAGAAGCUGCAGACAUCCCUCAACACGGCAGAAACCAGCAUCAAGGGGCUUCAAAAACAGCUGGAUGAAGCAAAUCAGGAUGCAGAAAUUUUGCUGAUUAGGCAGAAGGAGACAGAGUGUGAGCUGGAAGCUACUCGAGACAGAGUCCAGCAGCAGGCCACGGAGAUUCUCCUAAAAGCCAGUCACAUCGGUACUCUUCAAGCUACACAGAUGACUCAUGAAGCUGCCAUAAGGGACCUGGAGUCUGAGAAGUCACGGUUAAAAGAUAAGGUGGUUCGACUGGAGGAGGAGAGAAGUUUGCUGCAAACCAAACUGCAAAAUAUCGAUGAACGGCAAAAGCAACAAAUUCUCUCACUGGAGAAGGCUUUGAAAGAGGAAAAGCAAAUAUACGAGAAGGAGAUAAUGAGCAUCCGUGCCAAAUAUGAAGAAGAAGCAGCUCACUUUAAAGAAGCACAGGCAAGAGCUCUAGAAGAGCUGUCAAAAAAGCACAGAGCAACCCUGGAGACUACACAAAGCACAGCCGAACGAGAAAAGAAACGGCUUCAGGCGGAGAUGGAACAGCAGCUUGAAAAAGAGAGGCUGUCUCUGGAAGAACAGAAAAAUCAGCUCCGACAGCAGCUGGAAAACCUAAGGGAAGAGCUGACAGCCAGGCUGAGCACAGCCAAUCAGGAGAUAAUUCGUCUCCAACAGCUUGUCAAGAAGAGUGAACAGGGAUUGGGAUCUGCAGAAGGGCACAUAUCAAGUCUCAAGAAAGCACAAGAACAACUUUGUGAAGAACUCGACUCCACUCGAGAAAGGCUGAGAGAAACCAGCGAUCUGCUGACUACAUUGCAGGGAGAAAUGGAUAAGCAAAGACAGCAGCACGAAAGCAGGAUCAUUACAAUCAAAGAGGAAGAAAAAAUGAAAAUGGACAAGGUAGCAUUGGAGUUGGAACUCAAAUGGACAGAAACACUCAGGCAGGAGUGUAAAAAGUUACGUGAGGAGUUGAAGGAGGAGCACGAGGAAGAUAAGAAAUUGGCAUUGAGUCAACUGACUCAUCAUAAAGAGCAAGAAAUGAAUGCAGCCAGGGAGAGCUGGCAAAAAAAAAUGGAGGAUCUUCUUGAUCAGCGGCACUGUCUUGGUGAAGCAUUACAUAAAUCAAUCAGUAAUAUCUCCUUACUGAAACAAAGUUUAGAGAUGCAGCUUUCACAGUCCCAGAACUCCCUUCAGCAACUCCAAGCCCAGUUCAACCAGGAGCGUGAACAUUUGAACCAACAGCUCCAGGAGAUUCAGGUGGAGCAUCAACACAGGGAGAAAUCCUUGGAAGAAGCUCAUUGCAUGGCCAUGCACAAUAUGGAGGAAAUCAGAGUACAGGAACUAAAGGAGCUAGAGGAGCGACUGAGACAGCAACACUAUGAGGACCUGCAGUCCCUAAAAGAGGCACAUAGAAUAACAAUCGAGACACUGAGGCAGCAGACGGAGCAAGAGCUGCAAACACUUCGCUUUGAACUUGAGGAUGAAGGGAAGGCAAUGCUUGCCUCUUUACGUUCUGAGCUGAACCAUUUGCAUGCAACUGCAAUUGAACAUCUUCGACAGAGUCAUCAGCAGGAAAUGGCCGCUGCCAAGCUGGAACUGGAGAAUGCGUUAGAACAGAGUAGGCAGCAGGAGAAGGAGCUGCUUGGCCGCAUUGCUGAGCUACAGAAUGAAGUGAGACACAGAGAGCACCACAUUGCAGAGCUGGAUAAAGAGAUUCACUCACUUCAUGAGAAUAUCAGUACACUGACCAAGGAGCUCGAGCUCAAGGGCAAAGAGGUUUUGAAAAUACGGAGUGAAGCCAACCAACAAAUCAGGGUCCAUGAACAGGAGCUGACAAAAAGACACGAGAGAGAGUUGACUGAAAUGACUGCAGCCCAUAUCCGAGAUAAUCAGAAUAUGGUGUCUGACUUCAACAAGGCUCAAGAGCUCCUAAAAGACAAGAUAGCAGCUUUGCAAAUAUUAUUGGAAGGUGCGGAGGAAAAAUUCAGAAACCGAGAGAGCAGGCCAGAAGAUCUCCAGUUUAUUGCUGAGCUGAAGGAUAUGGUGACCGAAAGGGAAUCCCUUGUUAAGAAACUUAUUGAUGAUAAGAAGUUCUAUCAGCUGGAGCUGGUGAACAGGGAGACAAAUUUUAACAAAGUGUUUAAUGCGAGUCCCAAUGUCGGUGUGAUUAACCCACUGGUCAAGCAAAAGAAAAAGAAUGACAAAUCUACAAACAGAGUCAUCAGUGCUACAAAUCUAAGUGCCCUGGAAGCUGCAGCAGCGGGGAGCGGGCCCCCUCAGCCUGCCCGCCUAGAGCCAAUUCCUAACUCCCCCAUUCACGACCUUGAGUUCAACAGUAGCAAACCUCUACCCCAGCCAACACCACCGAAAGAGCCCAAGAAAUUUCUGAGCCCUCCUGAGACAGAAGAGUUGCAAGAAGCCACACCAGAUCCACAGCGUCAAGAGUGGUUUGCCAGAUAUUUCACCUUCUGAUCGUUUUACCCAUUGGAGGGACUGGUGUGCAGGACUUUUGAGGAGCAUGCCAUGAUAUCAUCUGUAUUUAGACACCUACAGCCAACUAUGAUUUUAGGUUUAUUAACUCACUGUGAAUGGAUUUCUUUGUUUGUACAGUGACAAUAUUUGUUUUGCAUUACCUUUUAUGCAAUUUCUGACAAAUUGUGCAUACGCUGCUAAAUAUUAUUUGUCUAAUGAUAUUGUCUUUUACCCAUACAUUCUUUUAGGAUGGCAAAGUAUUCCGAGUUUGUUACAGCUGCAUAAUAAAUUUUGGUAGAACUAAAUUGUUUGUAUGGUUGUAUGAACACAGAAAUGAUGAUGUCUCACCAAUUUUAAAAUGAAUUCCAUAUUUUAUAUUUAUAUAAUAUGUGUGUAUGCUAAUAAAUUAUAAAUUGUGAGAUUUAACCAAA
Erpetoichthys calabaricus (reedfish) is the source of this 4522-nucleotide messenger RNA. It is a transcript of the gene fam184ab, whose product is annotated as family with sequence similarity 184 member Ab. Bases 618 to 4091 code for a protein of 1157 amino acids. The transcript has 19 exons. Lineage: Eukaryota; Metazoa; Chordata; Cladistia; Polypteriformes; Polypteridae. The record is from RefSeq and is a predicted model, not a curated record.